Molecule: messenger RNA, 1974 nt
Organism: Kwoniella botswanensis
Lineage: Eukaryota; Fungi; Basidiomycota; Tremellomycetes; Tremellales; Cryptococcaceae
Exons: 7
Coding region: 1-1974 (657 amino acids)
Biological process (GO): nuclear inner membrane organization
Cellular component (GO): chromosome, centromeric core domain; microtubule organizing center attachment site; mitotic spindle pole body
Source: RefSeq, a predicted model, not a curated record
AUGCCCCUGCUCCGCUCGUCCACUCGACCAGUUCCUGUCCAAUGCUUCUUUUGUCUCUCACCCUUGCUCCUUCCGCCCCAUCCGCAAUCAAGCAACCGUAGUCCAAAGGGGAAGAACAGGAUAUCGGAAGUAGGUACUAAAUGGAAUUGGCAGUGUGAUAGAUGCGGAUGCUGGAAUAUCAAAGAUGAGACAGGACAGAUGAUCUCAGAUUUACCUGCAAUGCACGAUUCAGCAUAUAACGAACGAUCUUUCUCUCUCAGAGCUACACCUUCAUCAUCCCACCUUCCUUCAUCAUCAUCAUCUUCCUCGACUUCGUUGUUUUGUCAUAGUUGUCUGGCAAAUCAGACAUUGAUCAUGAACAUGCUAGCCAACUAUCUACCAGACGAUGACGAUCCUUCCUACCCCAUGCUUUACGCUGAUCUACCAAACUACCUCUCGAAAUUGCAUUUACGCUAUCCGCCAGUAUGCAGGAACUGUCAACCUGCAGUUGAUGAUGCACUCCGGAAAUCCGAUCAUAGAGCUCAAGUACAGGCGUGGAGCUCAGCGUUGGAUCGAGGAGCCAGGUCGCCGAGGAGGAACGACCCGGCGGGUGGUGGGGAAAUAGGUAGGGUGAGCAAGGGGGAUAUUCUGAUAUGGAGGAUCAGAGGGGGUUUGUGGUGGAUCAGUCUAGGUCUAAGUUUGGGCCAAGGUAUACUGGCAUCGGAUUUUCUUGCUAGACUAACAACGAUAUUGAACAUACCUCCACCUACUAUCCCGUAUCUACCGUUCGCAUUACUGCUUUUCAAUGUACUUUCCAUAAUAUGGAUAGCCUGGGAUCCAUAUUGGUUGAAGAGAGUCAGGGAUAGGGAUAAAACCAAGAUCGAAGGGAGAGGCAUAUGGGUGCGAAAUAUGAUGAUCAUAAUGUUUUUGAGAAUCAGUGGAAGCGCCAUAUUAUGUCUCAUCACAGAUCAAGAGACAUCACCUCCCUUCUUUCUUAAAUUGCUUCAGGCGACUUUCGCUCUCGAAAUCGCACUUCUGCUACACUCAUUAAUGAGUAUCAAGAUCUCACAGCCAGUCUCUAUCAAACUCGUUCGACCAGUAUCCGUCACCUUAGAUACCAUCCCAAACCACCCACCAUCAACACAAAACGGCCAUGAUCUAUCAUCUUUAUCACUCUCAUCAUCUCAACCUCAACCUCAAGUGUCAUAUACGAGUAUCGGCGUAAAUCCAAUAUUCGGUCAACUAUCGUUGCAUAAACCCCUAUCUGAAACCCUAAUGGACGGUGAACCGAUGGAUUGGGAACCUACACGACAACAGUCCAAUAGAUAUCCGCUAUUCGCACCUCAAAGUGAAUAUGACGAAGGAGAGGUAUUUCAGAGGAAAGAGAAUUGGGAUACAUUCGGGACAAAUAAACAGAGAAUGUUCCAUCAGAAUGAUGAAACGGGUUUGGAAAAUCUAUUAGCUGGGUGGGGUUUAGGUGGUCCCUCUACUAUCCACGCGAAUAUGCAGCCUAAUGGUAUGGCCCAAAAUGCUGCACCAAAGCAGAAGAAGAGAAGAUCGAAUGACCGAUGGCUGGUUUUAGAUGUGAUUGGGUCGAGUAUGCUCCUGUUCAGAGGUUCUGGGAUAGUCACCAUGAUGAUGAUGAACAUCCUCAAAAUACAUAUCGAAAUUGAUAUGGAAGCUUUCGAUUGGAUAAAUUAUUGGACGUUAGCUAUGGAAUUAUGCCUAAUCAUCUUGUCGAAAAGUCUCGUAUACUCAUAUCAGUAUCUUCGACAACCGAACGAUCAGAAUCGAGGUGUAGGAGUGGACAAAGAUUCGAUCAUUAAGAUAUCAUGGCUUCUACUCGAUAUGACACUCCGUACUACAUUACUGGCAUUCAAUGCUGGAUCAGAAGAAUGGAUAGGGACGACGAUGAUCGGUGACGGGAGGUGGAGGAUCAUCGUAGAAUGGUUGCUGUGGGGUAUAAUGGAUGGUGUCACUAUGAUGAUAAUGUAA